Messenger RNA from Sphaerulina musiva SO2202, 1999 nucleotides. RefSeq lists its product as uncharacterized. The transcript has a single exon. The record is from RefSeq and is a predicted model, not a curated record. Bases 121 to 1107 code for a protein of 328 amino acids. NCBI's taxonomy places the organism in Eukaryota, Fungi, Ascomycota, Dothideomycetes, Mycosphaerellales, Mycosphaerellaceae.
GCCAGCCAGCAGCGCCCGCCCGCCGCCUAAGGUAUUCUGCGGCUGCCACGUGAUCGAGCCCAUCCAUCUUCGCCAACCCCUAGUAGGCACCGGUGCGAGGAGGCGAAGAGAGGAGGGAAGAUGCCGCGCGGACGCGACGAGUGCUGGGAAGAGGUCACGCGCACUCUGGACGAGACGACGGGGAAACGCCAUCCGCGCGUGACGUGCAAACAUUGCAUGACCGAAUGGACGUCGAACGAGAAAGCGCGCGUAAUUGAACAUCUGCAGCGCUGCAAUGAUUUGCCCGAGGCCCUUUGGCGCACUUACCAGCCGCACCGCCUCGAUCCGACGCUGCCCUCCGCCGCCGAGCUACAGCUACAACAGCGCGCCCGCACACGCGGCAUCGGCUCCAUGUCUCCCACCGAGCAGGACAUUGCCACUGCCGCCUGUGCCCAGUGGAUUCACGCCGCUGGCCUGGAUCCCGCCGUCACCGACCAUCCCGCCUUUCGUGCCUUUGCCCGCACGCUGCGGCCCGCCUUCAAGAUCCCCAGCAGACACCAGCUGACCCACGCCCUCGUAGAUGCGCCCUUGAUGUUCAUUGCCUAUCUGGCCGAUCCGCAGGAGCGCCACCGCCGUCCUGCCAUUCUCGACAGCAAUGAAGAGACGCAGUCCCGCUCCCUGCAGGCCUUUUUGCUCAAGUACUGCAACGGCAACAUGGCCAAGGCCUCUGUGUUGCUCGGAAUGCUGUCUUUGCUGCGCGUCAAACAGGGUCCUUUUGCCAACGACAUGGUCUGGAUGGCAAGCAACCAGAUGACGCCGAUUCAGUGGUGGCAGAACUUUUGGGUGCAGGAUCAGCCCGAUCUGGCCGAGCUAUGCAUGCUCGCGUUAGCCAUUGCACCUCUCGGCGACUCGAUUGAGCGCAACUGGUCGCCGCACAGCUUCGUGCAUGUCCUGAAGCGGAAUCAGAUUGGCGUGGAUGUGGUCAACAGGCUCGUCACGACCUUUUGGAACCUGCGAAUCAAGCACGGCUGGGUAGACGACAAUGCGAACGGCACUCACGACGGCACCGAUCAAGACGCCGAAUUUACUCCCGACCACAUGGACGGAUUCAUGCCCAUGCAAACUUAGGAUGUAGCAUCUCAUGAAACGACGAUGAUUGGAACAACAGCCCACAAACGGAGGAGGACCAGCUCUCCACAUGGCGGUGCUCCCUUGGAGCCAGGCACGGCUCCAGAGGCUGCCCCUUCAGGAAGUCCCGCCCCGUCGCAUCGUCUCGCACAGACGGACUGGAAUGUCAGUCCUGGUUCUGAUUCUGUACCUGACGCUGUCAAUUCCACUGCCAAUUCCGACACUUGUGCGCUCGAGUGGGAGUAGCGUUGUUUAGCCCAGCCGAAAGCUACUCAGACUGAGUGAGUGAGCCGAGCUCAUUGGCACCUCGAGCCGUUGGAGUGGCGACGUAGUGGCAGUGGAAUCAGCAACGGGCGGAAGAUGACAGCCUGACGUUGCAAAUAUUGUCUUGAUGGAUGACAAUCAUGACAUGGAGUGGGCUCCCGUCAGCAUUAUAAUGCUUGACCACUUGAGGUACGAUAUCAGUAUAUCUCUUGAGUCUUGGGAACGCGGGGCCGGGGGAAGAGAGUGGAUAUGGACAUGGAUGUGAAGACGGGGGGUCUUAUCGGGUGACGUCAGGUGACAUGUGUCUUUGUGUGUGUGUGUGUGCGUGUGGUGUACUAGUAUCGUAUCAGACCACAAGUUGAAGUUGGUUCCUGAUUUGGAUAUCAAUCCUAUUGACCACACCACCUGAUUCCUGAACUGGAACAACAUGUUGUUGGCUUCUGUCCUUUUUCACUUUCUGGCCACUACGCCCCUCUUUUCACGUGCUACAGGCACAUCUCGGUCAGCCCCCCGCCCCGUGAUCAUCGACACAGACCUCUACUCCGACGUGGACGAUGUCGGUGCUCUCGCCAUUGCCAACGUCCUCCACAACUGUGGCCUGUGUGAUCUUCGAGGCAUCGCAAUCAAC